AUGAGUAUGAGCUCUUGGGCUGUAGGGAUGCAUGAAGAUCUGGUUGUAGCCGGAAUAGGCGUCCAUGAAGCUGAGAAGCUCAUGGCCGGUCGUGGCGUCCACCACGAACCAGAUAGGGUAGGUUACCUCACGAAUGAAGUCGAUCGCCUAAAGUUUGUCGACUUUGAUCUUCAUUACUUCGUACCAUUCGGCAUCAUAGGACCGUCUCUUUUGUCGAAUCGGUUUGGAAGAAGGGCAGAUGCUGAGUUUGUGGCAGAUGACAUCCGGGUAGAUGCCAGGCAUGUCGUCAUAGGACCAGGCAAAAACUUCUAA
Prunus armeniaca (apricot) is the source of this 312-nucleotide messenger RNA. Lineage: Eukaryota; Viridiplantae; Streptophyta; Magnoliopsida; Rosales; Rosaceae. The record is from the annotation of a GenBank genome assembly.